CCAGGAGUUCAAUACCCAGGUGGCUCUGUACCGGGAGCUGGUGAUUUCAAUUGGGGAUGUCUCAGUUACCUGCCCUUCUCUGCAUGCGGAAAUGCACAAAACUCGAACCCGGGGAUGUGAGAUGGCCUACCAGGCUCAUCAAAAACUAGCAGCAAUUUCUGGCCCAGAAGAUGGUGAAAUUCAUCCUGAAAUCUGUAGGCUGUACAUCCAGUUGCAGUGUUGCUUAGAAAUGUACACCACAGAAAUGCUUAAGUCCAUGUGUCUUCUAGGAUCACUGCAGUUUCAUCGGAAAGCAAAGGAACAUUUUACCAGAAUGCAGCAGUUUAGAGAACCUGCCCAAAAAGAGCUUCUUAAGAUCCAGGAAUUUCUAGGAAAAGAGCCUUGUGCCCCAGCCAAGAUCCUAAAUACUAAAGUGGAGGAGAGUUCCGAAGUACCUAUUUUAGAAGACACGUCAUCAUCACCAACAGAUAUUCAGCAGCACUUAUGGCAGGUUUCCACAGAUAUUGAUAACACUGAAAGAGAUAUGAGAGAAAUGAAAAACCUUUUAAGUAAACUCAGGGAGACUAUGCCUUUACCACUGAAAAAUCAAGAUGAUAGCAGCCUCCUAAACUUGACUCCGUAUCCAUUGGUAAGAAGACGGAAGCGAAGAUUCUUUGGACUGUGUUGCCUUGUCUCAAGUUAGAAGAUGAAGUACAGAAGCACCAAGAAAACCAUUACUUUGAUUAAACCACUAUUAUUUGGCCACUGAAAAGAUGAACAUUACUACUCUUGAUUAUAAAGUACAUUUUCUACACUAGCCUAUUCCUUUUUCUCUUCUGCUUCAUCCCCCUUUUCAAAAUAAGAGUUUUAAUAGUUUGAAGUUAUGGUGGUCAAAAACCAGCUGUGGAAUAGAUCUAACAUAACUAAGAAUGUUUUAAAAACUUUUUAAAGUAUGUUUUGCAUGCUUAUGUUCAGCCACUCCAAGAAAAGACACAUGAAUUAUGGUUAAUAGAUAAUUUUUAAGUUUUUUUUUAUUGUUUGAACUGCAGCUAAAAGUUUGUGCAUAGUACAGUACUCUUAUUAGUAUCAUAUUAAAAUACUUGAUCAUAUUCUAACAGUCUUUAAGCAUAGAAAACUAUUUAACAGCAAAAGUAUUAAACUUCUGAAACAUUUAAACAAUAUUGUAACAGAAUUUGCACAAAACCUCCAGUUGCUUUUUGUGCUCUCAUUCAUAUUUAGUCUUCCACUAUAUCUCAAUUAAAAAGCUUCAUAGAAAAAUAUCUUAAUUUAUGGCACACAAACCAUAUAAGAAAAUACUUAGAACUUGUAAAUACAGAGAAAUCAUAGUAUCUACAUACUGUACAAUGCGUAGAAGCAACAGAUUUCCUUCUAAGCCUAUAGUGUCUCUACAAGCUUUUGGAAAAAAUAAAUAAUUUAUGAAAAGAAGGUGUAUUAAAAUAAACAAUGUAAAACACAACACCAACCGAUUUUGUUUCCAAUAGAAUUCAAAGCAUGGUGUCUGCAUAUCACUAAGUACUAACUCCUAUAGGGCAUGCCAGAAUUAUCUCAAAUUCUAAGAUACUAAACGUUUUACAUUGUUAAUAAAGAUUUUUAUUUAAACUAACUCUUUUCUUGCUUCUAGUUAUAUUGCAAUAAUAUGCCUUUUUUUUUUUCUAAUUUUGUUGUCAGAGUAGUGCAGUAAGUUUUGAUGAUUUUUCCAUUUCAAGUACUAUGAUAACAAACACAUGUAAAAAAUUGUGAUGAAUAUAUAAAUGGUAAAUUGACAGCUAGUAGCAGCAAUAGAAAUGAAUAGGUCAGACUCAUUGUACUGAGAUUUCAGGAUGAUAGGCAGGACACCAGAACUAGACUAAUACUAGACUGCAAUGCUAUGAAACCUGUAACAGUCUUUAAUUAUUGCAUAGAGCAGGUCACCGUACCCUUGUAGUCAGUAAUACAUGAGGAAGGUGACUAUGAGCCCUUCUGCCAUUCCACCAAGACCCAGCACAUCAACAGGAACCAAAUUCCUUCUUACUGUGUGAGGGUUUAGUGGCGCAUAAAGAGAUACUGUUUCCUUGUCACAUGAAACACCCAUACAGUUAAAUUCUAUGUGUUUUUUUAGGAUACUAGUACACUCCCGAAACCAGUUUGUUGGGGAUAGCUAUAACUAUAUCUGGCACCUACAAAGUUUGAACUGACUCAUUUUGAUAUCAGGUUUUUCUCCUAGAAUGCUGUUUGCUGAACAAGGAAGGAAACACCCACAUUGUUGGGUCAAUAACAAGGACCAAAAAUUCAAAUCUAAUUCCCAAGACAGGAAGACAGAAUGCCACACCAUUCCUGUUUCAGGCAUUCAUGUAACUGAGCUUCCAGAAUUUCUCUGGAAGGAUAUUUUUCUUUUCACUCAGAUGAUAAAACAGAGUGCUUUGGUUUUUUCCAGAACAGAACCAGUCUGUUCGUUUUUCACCUUUCUGUCUCCUAGAUAAAAAAUGUAUAUUUGAAAAAUGAGGCCCUCAAAUAAAUACUUUAACUACAAUAACAGCAAAUAAAUCUAAAAUGCUCUCAUGGAAAUUGUGUGUUUCCAUAAGCACAAUUAAUUCCAUCUGAGGAAUGCAUGACUGAAUUCUUUAAAUAUCACAGAAAAAGGAUUUCAGGUCACAAAAUGUUCUUCAGUGUACAUGGCAUUUAAUGCAGGGAGAUCCCUGCACACUCACAAAGCUGUGUGCUUGUGAGUUCAAAUGCAUUUUUCAUAGAAUCGUAGAAUGGUUCUAGUUGGAAAAUCAUCUAGUUAAAAUCCCCUGCUGUGGCAGAGACACCUCCCACCAGAGCAGGUUGCUCAAAGCCCCAUCCAGCCUGGCCUUGAACACCUCCAGGGAUGGGGCAUCCACAGCUUCUCUGGGCAGCCUGUUCUGGUGUCUCACCACCCUCACAGGAAAGAAUUUCUUCCUAGUAGCUAAUCUGAAUCUACCCUCUUUCAGUUUAAAACCAUUACCCCUCCUUAACUCAUUAACUGUCCUCAUUAACUGUCCUAGUUUUCCAUAAUAAGUAGGUAAAGAAUGACCGAAAGAUGGCAGCAAUGAUGUGUUUUUGUUAGAAGUCUACAAGCAGACUUGCCUUAUGACGCCAUCCCCAGAGAAACAACAGGUUUUGCAAUUGUUAAAAUUUUGGAAAAAUAACUCCUGAUGUCUAGUGGCUAUUAAAAAUAUUGUCUGGGGAGUUAUCUAUAAUUACAAUUAACCAAUUAAUUUUGGUUCCACAUAAAUUAAAAAGACAGACUGUUACUAUUUUAUUAAUCCUGUAGGUGUUAAUGCCAAAAAGCAACAUAUGAACAAAAGACUAAAUAUGCAGCAAUGCUAUGAGAAAGGAAGGAACAAAAUUUCACAAAAGCAAACUUGUUAAUUCUUUCAAAAACUUGUUAUAUUAGUACACACACAUACAUUGCUUUAUCAGUUCAGUGUGAUGUCUUUUCAUAACUGCUUUCAAAGGAAGAUUAACCAGUAAGCCUGUUUAGUGCAGUACCUGCCCACAUAUCAUCACACUUAAGUUAACAUGCCAAGUUACAUGACAGCUCGAAUCUCUGUGUUUUUAUCACAUCUGUUGGAAUAGAGUGUACGUUAUAUAUGAGACAAAUGUAUACAUGUUAAUUAAUUAUGCAAAGCUCUUGACAUCCGUCAUACCUCAUUACAAUUUGCUGCACAACUUUAGCACAUUCUGUGAUGGAAACAGAUUUACAUACGUUGUCUUUAAAGUCUUUCCUGUGUGCACUGCUUUAAA
Molecule: messenger RNA, 3747 nt
Organism: Calidris pugnax (ruff)
Lineage: Eukaryota; Metazoa; Chordata; Aves; Charadriiformes; Scolopacidae
Gene: RGS7BP
Product: regulator of G-protein signaling 7 binding protein
Exons: 6
Coding region: 92-682 (196 amino acids)
Biological process (GO): G protein-coupled receptor signaling pathway
Cellular component (GO): nucleus; postsynapse; neuron projection
Source: RefSeq, a predicted model, not a curated record